AUGGAUCCCUCUAUAUUUUUACAAUAUUCUCCUCCCAAUGGGCUGCCCCAAGAAUCUAAAUUGGCGACAUAUAUGAAUCAUACCACAUCAACACCGACUCAUUCAUUAAAUCAAGCCUUAGGCAAGCUCAGCCUUGAAUCUUCUCCAACUGCUAUUAAAAAGGUGCUUAUCAGUGAAUUUGUUCCUGUAAACUACUUCAGCCCACCAGCCAUUCUCCCAGAAUCACCAGAGAGUUCUCCACCAUGUACCUUAGCCGGCGGGCCACAAAAUACUCAAGUACACCAGGAAAAUGUUGGUGGCACUACAUACUUUUAUUCAACAAACGAUAGUUUAAAUACAUCUGGAGCACUCAAUUCCUCAGCAUCAAUAGGUGGUUCAGAGUCAUGCCUCGGCGCAGGUGUUGGACCGGGAACAGCCUCGGCGUAUGCAUCACAAAUGUAUGGGACCGGUACCCCGACCCACAUGGCUCCGAUGGCUCCCAAACCUGGUCUCGCAGCAUCGUUCUACAUGCCGGAGACAAUCCGUGCAGAGAUAUGCCAGAGGAAUGAGGAUGUGUUCCUCCACGUCGACCCCCACCAAUUUCCAGAUCUGCCGGAGAACGUGGAGAUGUACACGGAGCUGAUGCCGCUAGAGGGCGUCGCGCCGCACUCGCUCGCCUCCUCGUUCCGCGCGGUGCACCGCCAGAGCGGCGAGCACUACGCGCUGCGGCGGCUGCACGGGCACACGGCGGCGGUGGGCAAGCGGCUCGACAUGUGGCGCCAGGUCGACCACCCGAACGUGGUGCGCCUGCUGGAGUGCUUCGCCACGAAUGCGUUCGGUGAUCACUCAACGGUGAUGGUGUACGAGUAUCAUCCGGCGUGCAUGACCCUCAUGAGCAAAUACCUGUCGGGCGCCGGCGGCGGCAACUCCGCAGACUCGAACAGCUCCUUCCACGACCCCUUUUCCUCCGAUCCGGACGCACCGCGCCCUUACACGCAUCAGAAAAACGCGAUGCUCCGUGCGGUGGCGAGUGGGGCCCUGCUGCCCGAGGCGGUGCUAUGGAGCCUCCUCGUUCAGCUAACUGCGGCCUUGCGAGCGAUUCACACGGCCGGUCUCGCUUGCAGGACCUUGGACCCAACCAAGGUGGUCAUGAACGGGUGUCGGGUGCGCAUUGCGUGGUGUGGGGCAGCUGACGCCCUGCACCCCAGUGCUAACGACGUGGGCCAGGCGCAGCAGGACGACCUGACAGCUUUGGGCCGGUUGGCGCUGUCGUUGGCCUGCCGCACCAUCCACUGCGACAACCUCGCCGCCUCAAUGGAGCUCGUUGCGAGGACCUACUCGGCAGACCUCAAGAACCUCAUACUGUACCUGUUGUCAUCGCCGACCGUCCGCCGCUCCGUGACCGAUCUCAUGCCAAUGAUAGGAGCCAGGUUCUAUACUCAGGUAGAGGCGUUGGAACGGAGAGCGGAUGUGUUCGAGGAGCAACUCGCGCGGGAAAUCGACAACGGCCGCCUCCUUCGCAUACUAAUCAAGCUUGGCGUCAUCAACGAGCGCCCCGAGUUGAAUCUGGACGCGUCGUGGUCUGAGACCGGGGACCGGUACAUGCUGAAGCUGUUCCGCGACUACCUGUUCCACUCGGUCUCCGAGGACGGGCGGCCGUGGCUGGACCAGGCCCACCUCGCCCACUGCCUCAAUCAGCUCGACGGCGGCACCAACGCCAAGGUGGAGCUGAUGUCUCGAGAUGAGCAGAGCGUCCUCGUGGUAUCUUACGCCGAGCUGAAGCACUGUCUGGAGCAAGCGUUCGACGAGGUCAUGCAGGCGGCGACGCCCCAACUGGCCGCCGGGCUCGCGCCGCCG
Iphiclides podalirius (scarce swallowtail) is the source of this 1836-nucleotide messenger RNA. Lineage: Eukaryota; Metazoa; Arthropoda; Insecta; Lepidoptera; Papilionidae. The record is from the annotation of a GenBank genome assembly.